This is a messenger RNA of Malurus melanocephalus (red-backed fairy wren), 2554 nucleotides long. It is a transcript of the gene STXBP1, whose product is annotated as syntaxin binding protein 1. Gene Ontology annotation, biological process: vesicle-mediated transport; neurotransmitter secretion; intracellular protein transport. The record is from RefSeq and is a predicted model, not a curated record. Gene Ontology annotation, molecular function: syntaxin binding. Bases 75 to 1859 code for a protein of 594 amino acids. The transcript is spliced from 19 exons. Gene Ontology annotation, cellular component: plasma membrane; secretory granule. NCBI's taxonomy places the organism in Eukaryota, Metazoa, Chordata, Aves, Passeriformes, Maluridae.
CCUCGCCCGGCCGUGCGCGCCUCUGGGUGCCCCCCUGAACCCCCCCGGCCGCUGCGCGCCCCCGGAGCGGAGACAUGGCCCCCAUCGGACUCAAGGCUGUGGUGGGAGAAAAGAUCAUGCACGAUGUGAUCCGGAAAGUGAAGAAGAAGGGGGAAUGGAAGGUGCUGGUGGUGGACCAGCUGAGCAUGCGCAUGCUSUCAUCCUGCUGCAAGAUGACCGACAUCAUGACCGAGGGCAUCACCAUUGUGGAAGACAUCAACAAGCGCCGGGAGCCGCUGCCCAGCCUGGAGGCCGUGUACCUCAUCACCCCCUCCGAGAAGUCCAUCCACUCCCUCAUCAAUGACUUCAAGGAUCCCCCCACCUCCAAGUACAGAGCUGCCCACGUCUUCUUCACUGACUCCUGUCCCGAUGCCCUCUUCAACGAGCUGGUGAAAUCCCGCGCUGCCAAGGUCAUCAAAACCCUGACGGAGAUCAACAUUGCCUUCCUCCCUUCCGAGUCCCAGGUUUACUCUCUGGAUUCUGCCGACUCCUUCCAAAGCUUUUACAGCCCCCACAAGGCACAGAUGAAGAACCCGAUCCUGGAGCGCCUGGCAGAGCAGAUUGCCACGCUCUGUGCCACCCUGAAGGAGUACCCGGCCGUGCGGUACCGYGGGGACUACAAGGACAAUGCCAUGCUGGCACAACUCAUCCAGGACAAGCUGGACGCCUACAAGGCCGAUGACCCCACCAUGGGCGAGGGUCCGGACAAGGCUCGCUCCCAGCUGCUGAUCCUGGACCGUGGCUUUGACCCCGCGUCCCCCGUGCUGCACGAGCUCACCUUCCAGGCCAUGAGCUACGACCUGCUGCCCAUCGAGAACGAUGUCUACAAGUACGAGACGAGCGGCAUUGGCGAGGCGCGGAUCAAGGAGGUGCUGCUGGACGAGGAUGACGAUCUGUGGGUCACCUUGCGCCACAAACACAUCGCYGAGGUGUCCCAGGAGGUGACCCGGUCCCUGAAGGAGUUUUCUUCCAGCAAGAGGAUGAACACGGGUGACAAGACCACCAUGAGGGACCUGUCCCAGAUGCUGAAGAAGAUGCCYCAGUACCAGAAGGAGCUCAGCAAGUACUCGACCCACCUGCACCUGGCYGAGGACUGCAUGAAGCACUACCAGGGCACCGUGGACAAGCUCUGCCGAGUGGAGCAGGACCUGGCCAUGGGCACCGAUGCCGAAGGCGAGAAGAUCAAGGACCCCAUGAGGGCCAUUGUCCCCAUCCUGCUGGAUGGCAAUGUCAGCACCUACGACAAGAUCCGCAUCAUCCUGCUCUACAUCUUCCUGAAGAACGGAAUCACCGAGGAGAACCUGAACAAGCUGAUCCAGCACGCUCAGAUCCCGGCCGAGGACAGCGAGAUCAUCACCAACAUGGCCCACCUCGGGGUGCCCAUCAUCACAGACUCCACGCUGCGCCGCCGGAGCAAGCCCGAGCGCAAGGAGCGCAUCAGCGAGCAGACCUACCAGCUGUCCCGGUGGACCCCGGUCAUCAAGGACAUCAUGGAGGAUGCCAUCGAUGACAAGCUGGACACCAAGCACUACCCGUACAUCUCCACCCGCUCCUCCGCCUCCUUCAGCACCACUGCUGUCAGUGCCCGCUACGGCCACUGGCACAAGAACAAGGCCCCCGGCGAGUACCGGAGCGGGCCCCGCCUCAUCAUCUUCAUCCUGGGCGGGGUGAGCAUGAACGAGAUGCGCUGCGCCUACGAGGUGACACAAGCCAGCGGCAAGUGGGAGGUGCUAAUAGGGUCCACGCACAUCCUCACCCCACAGAAACUGCUGGACACGCUGAAGAAACUCAAUAAGACAGAGGAAGAGAGCAGCAGUUAAAAGGAAACGCUGUCACCACUSGAUGCCGACCCACGUCCCCGCCGGGCGCCCGGCCCCGGGUGCCACCCUGCACCCAGUGGGCCCAGCUUCUCUCUUGUUCUUGUGUUGAUCCCCCCUCUCCCCUCCCAGCGCCUCCCCCAUCUCAUUUUAUCCACAGGGAGGGGAUAACAGCCAAAAAAAAAAUAAUAUAUAUAUAUAUAUAUAAAGAAAAUGGAUGCAUUGUGUUUAAGAGAAAAAGGAAAAAAAAUUCUAUAUAUUUGUAGCUGCAGCUGUGGGAAGCGCCCAGGAGCUCAUUGCUGAGUAACCAUCUGCCCAUUGCUAGUGAAUAUGGUGGGGAAAACGGCAGAACAAUACAUUUUUUUGGGGAAUGCUCCUCUUGGGGUCCUGUGUGGAUGGGAGGACGGAUGGACGGACACCCCACACCGCUCAGGUGGGCAGCAGGCUGGGCAUCACCGUCUGUCCCCUGGCUUUCGGGGGUGCUGGGUGCUCCUGCCAGAUGUACACACCCACAUCUGGCAUGGGAAUUGGGGCUGGGGGUGCAGCCAGGGCGCUUCACACCGUGGGAAUUCCUGUGUGAAAAGGGACCAAACCGGUCAGAACGUGGAGAUGGAGCCCGUCCGCUCGCUCUGCCCUGCUGCAGCCCUGCCUCCCUCUCUCUGGGAAUUCCUUCCAAAAAAUAAAGAUAUAUAUAUAUA